UUUCUGACAUUUUCUCUGUUACACGCUUUCCUUCUUUCUUUCUUCUUUUUUCCAUUUUUAUUAUUUUUACGAUUUGUGAAUUUUUUUUUUCCGGCGAUGGCGUCAACGUCGGGGGAAAUGGAGCAAUUAACAUCAGGAGCGAGCAAUCGGAUAAUUUUUAUAUUGAGAACGCUAAGGAAGUGUCUCGUCUUCGUUCUCUCUCUCGUUCUUUCUCUUCUCCUCGUUCUCCGUCUCCGUCCUCGUCGCCGUGUCUCGCCUCUUUCAACGCCGGAAGAGGAGGAUGAGGAGGAAAGAGAGGAGGCUGAUCCUGCUCCUUCGAGAAGAUGGAGACGGAAGAUGGCUUGGAAGCUCGAGGAGGAAGAUACGGCUAGACGUCGUUCGUUAGCGGAAGGCGUUGAGAUGUUCGGAGAUGGAGAGAUCUCUUGUCGUUGGAACAGUUCUUUGUUUUACGGUCGUCGUGGUAACGCUUUGUUCUCUCGCUCUUGGUUGCCUCUCUCCGGCGAACUUAGAGGGAUUUUGAUUAUUAUCCAUGGAUUGAAUGAACACAGUGGAAGGUAUUCUCAAUUCGCUAAGCAGCUAAACGCGAGUCAUUUAGGUGUAUAUGCUAUGGACUGGAUUGGUCACGGUGGGAGUGAUGGUUUGCAUGGCUAUGUUCCUUCUCUUGAUUAUGUUGUUGCCGACACCGAAGCUUUCUUGGAAAAGAUUAGGUCUGAGAAUCCGGGGGUACCGUGUUUCCUCUUUGGUCACUCUACUGGUGGAGCUGUGGUUUUGAAGGCAGCUUCAUCUCCCUCUAUUGAAGAUAUGUUAGCUGGCAUUGUCCUGACAUCGCCUGCACUUCGUGUCAAACCCGCUCAUCCCAUUGUCGGGGCAAUAGCUCCAAUCUUCUCAUUGGUCGCUCCAAGGUUCCAAUUUAAAGGAGCAAACAAGAGAGGCAUUCCGGUCUCAAGAGACCCUGAAGCUCUCUUAGCCAAAUACUCUGAUCCGUUAGUCUACACGGGUCCAAUAAGAGUCCGAACAGGCCAUGAGAUUCUUCGCAUAACAGCUUACUUGACCAGGAACUUCAAGUCUAUUACAGUGCCUUUCUUUGUUCUCCAUGGUACAGCGGACAAAGUCACUGAUCCACUAGCUUCACAAGAUUUGUAUAAUCAGGCACCAUCAGUUUUCAAAGACAUCAAACUCUACGAUGGUUUCUUACACGACCUUCUCUUUGAACCUGAGCGUGAGGAUGUCGGUCGUGAUAUCAUCGACUGGAUGAUGAAGCGGCUUGAUGUUGUUAACGGAUCAGCCCCUGGCCUCUGGUAGAAGAUCAAAUGCGACAUAUCAGAGGUCUUCUUCUUCUUCUCUAGGUGGUAGUUGCGAUACAAAUGGUGUGAUUGUAAAAUCAGAAGCCAAGUGUAGGAGAUACAUAUACAAUGGUUUUAAUCUAUGAAUUGUUUGAUUAUUGAAGAUUUUCGUAUGAAGAUAGAUUUGUGAAUGCAUACAUAUUAUAUCAGU
Molecule: messenger RNA, 1494 nt
Organism: Camelina sativa (false flax)
Lineage: Eukaryota; Viridiplantae; Streptophyta; Magnoliopsida; Brassicales; Brassicaceae
Source: RefSeq, a predicted model, not a curated record